AUGUCGGGGCGAAGCAUGCGCCAGAGGGCGCCCGUCUCGUACAAAGCCGGCGAUAUGAAUCAGGCCAAGACCCCCUCGUGGCUGACUAAGACCAUGGUUAACGCGCCCGAGCCUGAGCGCAAGCGCAAGCCGAAGGAACCGCCAGUCGACGCCGCCAAGCUCGCGAAGAAGCUCCAGAACAUCGCCGAUAACGAUGGGAAGGAGAACAAGCCCGGCAAGUCCAAGCCCGGGCGGAAGAAGCUCGUGAAGAAGUCCGAGAUGAUCGUCGCGACGGACGACGCCGCGCCGGAUACGGACGAUGACAUGGACGACGUGCCCAUCGGCCGGGCGUUCGCGCUCCCCGCACCCAAGCCCAAGCCCGCCAAGGAGGGCAAGAUGCGCGAGAAGACGGUGAAGGAGAGGAAGCUCUCAGAAAAGGGCAAGCAGCCGGGGCGAAAGGCGACGGCGAUGGGCAAGGCUGCGAACAUCGCCGCCGCCGGACUCAAGCGCCCCGCGAAGCAGUUCGAGAUUGACGAGGAGCCAUCGAGCCGCGGAUCCAAGAAGGUGCCCGCGGGCGGCAGGCCCGCGAAGAGGCAGGCCAGGGCGGCGCUGGAGGAUCGCUUCGCCGCCGUGAAGACGCCCAAGCCGUCCAGGUCUCCAAACGUCCUGGACGAUACCGACGUCGUCGCCACCAGGUGGCCGUCCAUGGCGAACCUAACGGGAUCGGGAGACGUGUCCCCGCUCGACGACGACUUCUUCGCCGAGAAGCCCAAGGGUAAGUCGAAGAAGGGCGCGAGCAAGGGUGCGGAUGGCAAACCCGUCUCCAGGUUUGCGCAGAUGGCCAGGGCGGCGGAGGCUGCCGCGGAGCACGCAAAGUCCGUCAUCGGCGCGCGCGGCGAGCGCCUCCCCGCGGGUAAGCCCGACGGCGCGUGGUCCUCCGCGUACCGCACCCUGCAGGCUGCGCACGUCAAGCUCCAGACCAAGUACGAGAAGCUCAAGGAGACGAAGCUGGCGGACAUGGUCGGCGUCGCCGAGCAGUACCAGAGCGAGAUCGCGGAGCACGGCGCCAAGGCGGAGGAGCUCAUCAACCACUUCCGGGCGGAGACGGACCGGUACAGGGAGCUGGCGGCGAACGCGGAGGUGAUGCAGGAGAGGGUGUUUGAGCUCGAGCGGGAGAGCUCGGAGCUCAAGGAGACGCUGCUGGCGUACCAGGGCAAGAUCCUGCGAAUGGAGCAGGACGCGGCGGCGGAUGCGGAUCGCAGAGGCGCGGAGGUGGACGCCGAGAGCAGCGGCAGGUUCUGGGGAAGCGAGGAGCUCGAGGCGUUCACGGGGCUGCGUUGGGAGAAGCAGGAGACGGGGGUGCACAGGUUCACGCACGCCGCCACCGGGUUUUGCUUCCAGCUCGCCGCCGCCGAGCCGGAGGAGGAGGAGGAGGACGCGGCGACGCCGGUCGGCGGAGGAGGUGGCGACAGGAGGAGGAGCGAGGUGAUGGCGGCGCGCGGGGGCGAGCCCGCGGCGGAGGAUGUCGCCUACGAGCCCAUCCUCUUUGGCGACGCGGAGGGGUACCUGCCCGGGUACCUCGCCGAGGCGAUUGAGUUUGAGCGCGGCGAGAUGCCGGAGUUUGUGGGGCGCAUGCUGGGGGUGCUCAACCAGGUCGCCGCGGAGCGAGCGAGGGGGCGGUGA
Molecule: messenger RNA, 1662 nt
Organism: Micromonas commoda
Lineage: Eukaryota; Viridiplantae; Chlorophyta; Mamiellophyceae; Mamiellales; Mamiellaceae
Exons: 2
Coding region: 1-1662 (553 amino acids)
Source: RefSeq, a predicted model, not a curated record